AUCUUUUCACUGCUCUGCCCUUUUCCAGCCAGCACCGUGUGGCGAGCAGACCUGCGGCCGCCAUCUCCUCUCCUCCUCGCGCCCGUUUUUCCCCCAUUUUCCCUUUCUGUGGAUUACUAACACUGGGAAACUAGUCACCUUCACCCUCGACACUCCUUUCAUCAUGGAUCCCAACACCAUUAAAGAGGAGCUGCGCCUUUUCCAGAGCACCCUGUUGCAGGACGGACUGAAGGAGCUGCUGAAUGAGAAUCGCUUCGUGGACUGUACCCUGAAAGUGGGCGACCGCUGCUUCCCCUGCCACCGCCUCAUCAUGGCAGCAUGCAGCCCUUACUUCCGGGAGCUCUUCUUCACCGAGGACGGCAAGGAGCAGGUGGACACCAAGGAGGUGGUCCUGGAUGACGUGGACCCCAACACCCUCGACAUGAUCGUCCGCUACUUGUACUCGGCCGAGAUCGACCUGACCGACGACAACGUGCAGGCCAUUUUCGCCGUGGCCAACCGCUUCCAGAUCCCUUCUGUCUUUACUGUAUGUGUCAACUACCUGCAGCAGAAGCUCUCGCUGGCCAAUUGCCUGGCCAUCUUCCGGCUGGGCCUGGUGCUCAACUGCCCCCGUCUGGCCGUUGCCGCCCGGAACUACAUCGCCGACCACUUUGACAGCCUGUCGGCUGAGGAGGAGUUCCUUCAGCUUGCGGCCCACGAGCUGUUCGCCAUCAUCGGCACAGACUCGCUCAAUGUGGAGCACGAGGAGCAUGUUUUUGAGGCGCUGAUGCAGUGGGUGCGCUGCGACACGGAGAAGCGCACCAAGGUCCUCGGUGAGGCCUUCGACUGCGUGCGCUUCCGCCUCAUGCCAGAGAAGUACUUCCAAGAGAACGUGGAGACCGACGACCUUAUCCAGGCCGACGCAGAGCUCAUGAAGAAGGUGCAGGAGAUCAAGGAUGCGUUUGGUGGGAAGCUCCCCGAGAAGACCAAGAAGAAGAAGGCAGAGGGAGAGGGCGACCAAGCCGGGAAAGAGGAAGAGGAAGAGGAGGAGGACCUGUUGCCAGGAUACCUAAGUGACAUCCGCAGACUGGGCAUGUACACGCGGAACCUGAUCGUCAUGGUGAAUGACACAGCCGCUGUGGCGUACGACGUGAAUGAGAAUGAGUGCUUCCUGGCCGCCGCGUCUGAGCAGGUACCUCGUAACCAUAUCAGCGUCUGCACCUCGAAGAACCAGCUCUACAUUCUGGGCGGUCUGUUCAUAGAUGAGGACAACAAGGAGAAGCCAUUGCAGGUUUACUUCUAUCAGUUGGAUACACUGACAUCUGAAUGGGAGGCUCUGCCCCCCAUGCCUUCUCCCAGGUGUCUGUUUAACGUCGGCGAGUAUGAGAACCUGCUGUUUGCCAUUGCAGGAAAAGACCUGCAGAGUAACGAAUCCGUGGACACUGUCAUGUGCUUUGACACUGAUAAGAUGAAAUGGAGCGAGACAAAGAAACUUCCCCUGAGGAUCCAUGGGCAUUCUGUGGUCUCCCACAAAGGCCUGAUCUACUGCAUUGGAGGAAAAACAGAUGACAACAAAGCCAUCAACAAGAUGUUUGUGUACAAUCACAAGCAGUCUGAAUGGAGGGAGCUGGCAGGCAUGACGCUGGCCAGAGCCAUGUUCGGUGCUGUCAUUCACAAGGGGAACAUCAUUGUAAGUGGAGGGGUGAAUGAGGAAGGCCUUACCGCAACAGCUGAAACCUAUGACUUCACCACAAACAAAUGGGAGCCAUUCAUAGAGUUCCCUCAGGAGAGAAGCUCAGUAAACUUGAUGAGCAGUGGAGGAACACUGUAUGCAGUCGGUGGGUUUGCCAUCAUGGAGCUUGAAAACAAACAAGUUGGCCCAGCAGAGGUCACCGACGUCUGGCAGUAUGAGGAGGAGAAAAAGCAAUGGAGUGGUAUGCUGAGAGAGAUGCGUUAUGCUGCUGGCUCCUCCUGUGUUUCUAUGCGCCUAAAUGCAGCCAGAAUGCCCAAACUUUGAAACCUGGCAUCCAAUCACAACCUUCUCACCUCUUGACCCCAAGAGCCCAGCUGCCUGGAGUCAUCCCUCUGUGGUCUUUUAAAAGAGAGAGUAGAGGAAACUCUCCAGCCUGUUAACCAGGGUUGAGAAGCUCUCUUGACACAACAUUACCACACAAAUUCUAUAGCGACAGCCUAUCUAUAUGAUGUCAAAAAGCCUGCAAUGUUUCCCAAGUCUUUUAAAUGGAAAAAUAUAUACAUACUCACCGAUAGCCAUCACAAACUGGAUGUGGAAAAUGGGACUACUGUGAUGUUUUAGGGUUGAAUUUUCUCAGGUUCAUUUCUGUACAAUAAAAUAACAACAUUCAA
Messenger RNA from Clupea harengus (Atlantic herring), 2343 nucleotides. RefSeq names its product kelch like family member 41b (gene klhl41b). The record is from RefSeq and is a predicted model, not a curated record. NCBI's taxonomy places the organism in Eukaryota, Metazoa, Chordata, Actinopteri, Clupeiformes, Clupeidae. Gene Ontology annotation, molecular function: protein binding.